This is a messenger RNA of Bombus terrestris (buff-tailed bumblebee), 581 nucleotides long. RefSeq names its product protein snakeskin (gene Ssk). Lineage: Eukaryota; Metazoa; Arthropoda; Insecta; Hymenoptera; Apidae. Bases 76 to 564 code for a protein of 162 amino acids. The record is from RefSeq and is a predicted model, not a curated record. The transcript has 4 exons. Gene Ontology annotation, biological process: septate junction assembly.
AAAACAACCAGCACGCUUUUAUUUCAACUAGUUCACCUGUCCCAAGCGUGAAGAGUUCAUAUAGAAAAAGUAAUCAUGGUGUCUUUAGAAACUAUUGCGGGUAUAGCGAUAAAAGUGCUUAAACUGGUUAUUAAUCUCAUAAUCCUGAUCCUGUAUCGAACAGGAUACCAAGGGGAAUUCCUGGGUGUUGGAGGAACAUGGAACUUGAACGAAGACAAAAAUCCGGACGCAGAAAUCGUUGCGUCUGGAGUUUUAGUGGGAUUUUUCAUAUACACCAGCGUUGUUCUAAUUACUUAUUGCUUUGGCAACUCGUCGCACAAAAAGACACUUGUUGAAAUUAUAAUGAACUUCGUUGGAACCUUCAUGUUCAUUGCUGUAGGUGGCACAGCACUCCAUUAUUGGCACGGAUAUCAAUCAGAAAAUAAAUUCGAUACGAUUGUCCAGGAACGACAGGUCGGCCUAGCUGUUGGAUCGUUGUGCGUUAUCGAGGGUGCAGCGUAUCUCGUCGAUCUAAUAUUAAGCGUUCUACAUUUUGCGAAAAGCCACGAUGAAUAUUUAGAAUAAAGUCACGUUUCACGUAA